This is a messenger RNA of Phialemonium atrogriseum, 1287 nucleotides long. RefSeq lists its product as uncharacterized. NCBI's taxonomy places the organism in Eukaryota, Fungi, Ascomycota, Sordariomycetes, Cephalothecales, Cephalothecaceae. The transcript is spliced from 2 exons. The coding region runs from base 486 to 929 and encodes 147 amino acids. The record is from RefSeq and is a predicted model, not a curated record.
GGCAAAUGAACCAGUUGGGCUGUGAGCUGUGAAAGUGACACAGAGUCGGCGCUUCGACAGAAAUGGUGUCGCCAAUGGCAGCGGCCGCAGAAGUGAUACUUGCCUGCUUAUGGGGUAUUUUGUGUUUAGUCUCACACUUCUUCGUGAUGCACGCCGUCACAAUUUUGGUGCAUUGUCAGGGGUCCAGGGUGCUUGACGAUUGACCAGGCGCCUUUCUAUUGCGAGUCUUCGCCAUGGGAGCUUCCGCCAUCCCCAUGGACUGGUGAGCUAAACUUAUCUAUAUACCCAGAAGGCGCCUCCCGGCCGCGUUGUCAAAACCUGCCCCUCCCAAUUCCAACCUCUCCAUUGAUAUAUACCCCCUGAUCCCGCCGUUAUCGACUGGUUCGCGACUUUGUGGCUCGAUCAUCAACUCAUACAUACAUACACAGGGCGCAUUCCAAAUCUGGAGCUCGUUCCUGCAGGCGCAGAGCACAGCAGCAACCAUCAUGGCGACGAGCACUUCGGCCUUCCCACUUGCGACCGAGUCAUCGUACCCGGGUGAACAGGACCCCCUGACCGGCAGUGAUGCUGGUGCCUCUGGACAUAGCACUGGAGGCUUUGCCAUUUCUCGUGGUGCCAUGGUUGCAAUCAUUGUCGUCGUCUGUGUUGUCGGCGUGAUCGGAAUCUGCUCGUCGAUUCUCUUCUUCGUCGCAAAGAAGAGAGAAUGGAAGGUCCGGGAGAGGAUUCGCAAGUCAGCCAGGAAGGUCGUCACCGCGUUGACCCCUCGACGGUCAGAGUUUCCCAGGUCGGUCAAGGAAUCUAGCGGCCGGGGUCGAGGAGGCCGUGAAAGGCUUGACGACGUGCCACCAACACCUCGGAUCAAACCCGACGACCUUGAAAAAGGCCUCGGCAUGACCGACAAGAAGCGGAUCAACUUCAGUCGAAAGUGAUCCUGCUAUUUAUUGGCCAGGAUGGCAGCAAACGACACUUGGGAAACAUCGGUACGCCUUGAUGGUGUGGCAGGCAGCUCCACGAGUUGAAUCGAAGACCGCUCGCGUGGAGAGAUGGACCGAACAUGAUGAAAUGACGUGUGCAGCCGCAAGGAAAGGUUAUCAUCACUGUUAUGACGUGUGUAUUAUAUACGGUAUGCAACUUCGCUGGGCGUCUCAGCAUAAGCGUUCUAUAGUCGUCGGAAAGUGUUAUUACUCGCGCUUCGUCUUGGGUCCGACCGGUUCUUUGUGGGAGCAGGAGGCUGAGGUUGUCCAGGUCUGGCUUUCUUUCUCGACUCCGGGACAAAUGUUACUUGUC